Molecule: messenger RNA, 3025 nt
Organism: Mangifera indica (mango)
Lineage: Eukaryota; Viridiplantae; Streptophyta; Magnoliopsida; Sapindales; Anacardiaceae
Product: protein BLISTER-like
Exons: 13
Coding region: 347-2617 (756 amino acids)
Biological process (GO): regulation of growth
Source: RefSeq, a predicted model, not a curated record
UUCAAAUUGGGGGAGAAAUAAAAAUGACAGACAAGAACGGAGAUCUGACACCACAAUAGCAAAUUCAAAUCCAUACAAAUAAAUAUAUAUUUAAGAUUUUUAUUUAUUCUCAUACAUAAAUCUAUGUUUUUUUUUUUUUAAUCCCCCGAUCAGAUCGGGGCCUUCACCACCGUUGUUGGAAAUUAUUUUCUCCGGGAGCCGUUUUUUAUUUCAUUUCUUUUAAUUUCAAAUCUCAUCUUGAUCUGAAUUCUAUUCAAAUUUCUAGGGUUUUUCAUUAUAUUUUUUGAAAUUUCUAUCGAUUCGUUUUUAUGUUAUUUUGAGCCGUCAAAUCGUUCUUUUGGAUCAAAUGGCCUCGGCUCAGGUGUUGCCGUCACGUAAACAAGAGCAUUUGGAAGCCGGAAAGAGGAAGCUAGAGGAGUUUCGUAGGAAAAAGGCAGCUGAACGAGCCAAGAAGACUGUGUCUGUUGGGCAACCUCAUCCUUCUGAUGUUAAUGUACAAGACAAACAUCGGUUAGAAGCUGAUUAUAUGCGAGUGACAGAUUCCAAUGGAGUUGGUGCAUCUGAUGAGCCUGAUAAAGCUAUUACUGAACCCUCUCCUGUAAUGGAUAAUAACGACAACAAAGCAAUUGAAGUAGCCUUGCAAAGUCAACAGGGAUCUUUGACUGAUACACAUGCUGGUUUUUCCUUUUCAGCCAAUGAUUUUAAGUCUUCUUCUGCAGAUAUAACACAGAUGAAUUCAAGCAAUCAAAAAAUUAAGAUAGAUGCUACUUCAGAGUCGGCUGAAUCAAUAGGUGCUAAUUGUAACCAAAUUAUAUCUCUAUUCCCCCAAGCAAGCCUUGAUCAUGGUAGUAGUUCUAAUAAAUCUAGUUUUCUGGGAACGGAAGAAAUGCAAGGAAAAGAAAAUGAAAAUUUGUUGAAGAUUUCUUCAACUGUUAAUGCUGGUUUUUCUCAUGAUUUUGCCUCAAAAAUGACCCCUCAAAAUAAUCUCGCAACACUUGGUAAUGGCCGCACAUUCCACUCUUCCUUUGACGACUCUACUCAACCCACCAACAGCUUGAGAGGUUCUGCCCUUGAAGUUGGGAAAAAGUUGCAGGGCAGUUCACAGUUAAGUAAUCCUUUGAUCUUUGAUAUGGGAGAAGCAAAGCUCAGUACCUCUACUGGUGGUUUGCCUACUGUGCCAUUUACAAUAUCUGAAUCUAUGUAUUCAAGCGCAAAUGAAUUUACUUCUACAAGAUCUCGUCCAUCUUUCCUUGAUUCUCUUAACGUUUCAAGAUCUUCAUUAGCGACACCUUUUCAACGAUCUGAACCAGAAAAGCAUUCAUUUAUGUCUAAUAGUUCACCAUUAAACAACACAGAUGCUCUGGGAUCAUCGGUUAUCAAGAAGUCCUUGGUGGAGGCCGAAACUAAUGGACCUUUUUCAAAGUCAACUGUCCCUAGUCUGUUUGGUUCAUUUGAUUAUCUAAGCAAUUCUUCAGUUUCUGCUAGUAAUGGAGCUGAAAUUUAUGAAAGCAGCAUGGAAAUGAGAGAUGGAUUCUAUACAUCAAAACAGAAUGAAGAUUUUGCUGCACUGGAGCAGCAUAUAGAAGAUUUGACACAAGAAAAGUUUUCAUUGCAACGAUCUCUUGAGGCUUCACGAACUUUAGCAGAAUCCUUAGCUGCUGAAAAUUCAUCGCUGACUGAUACUUAUAAUCAACAGAGAAGCAUUGUCAACCAACUUAAAUCGGACAUGGAGAAGUUGCAGGAAGAGAUCAAGGCCCAACUGGUGGAACUUGAGUCUGUUAAAAAUCAAUAUGCAAUUGCUCAACUAGAAUGUAAUGCAGCUGAUGAACGUGCGAAGAUAUUGGCUUCUGAAGUCAUUGGUUUGGAAGAAAAGGCACUGAAACUUCGGUCAAGUGAGCUAAAGCUGGAGAGGCAAUUGGAAAACUCACAAUCUGAAAUCUCUUCAUACAAAAAGAAAUUGUCUAGCCUUGAGAAAGAGCGCCAGGAUUUGCGGUCAACUAUUGAUGCUCUUCGAGAAGAGAAGAACGUGUUGCAAUCUAAGCUCCGAAAAGCCUCUGGUAGUGGGAAAUCUAUAGAUAUUAAUAAGAUUUCUACCAGUAAGAAAGAUAUGUCAACUUCCACUGAAGAUCUAGAUACUACAGUGGACAGCUUUGACCGGGAGAUACAUGAUCCUGUUUCUCAUGCUGGAAUUGAUGUGUCUAGUUCAUUGUUGCUACCUGAAAAUGGACAAUUAGAUCUUGACGUUUUGGCUAUUAAUAUUCCAUCCGAUCAGAUGAGAAUGAUACAGAAUAUCAAUGCACUAAUUUCUGAGUUAGCAUUGGAGAAGGAAGAGUUGAUACAUGCUUUAUCAUCUGAGUUAUCUCAAAAUUCUAAGUUGAAGGAACUGAAUAAGGAGUUCUCCCAAAAACUUGAAGCUCAAACUCAAAGACUGGAGCUUCUGACUGCUCAAAGUAUGGCCAGCGAGAAUACUUCAGUUAGACAGCCUGAGUCUCACAUUAUGCACUACAAUACUCCAUAUGCAGAUGAGGGAGACGAGGUCGUAGAAAGGGUCUUGGGAUGGAUCAUGAGGCUCUUCCCAGGUGGACCAUCAAGACGAAGAACCAGCAAGCUUCUUUGAUAGUGAUACAUGUAAGGAUGCUUUAUAAACUCUGCCUCUGUUUCUCGUUACCCUACCAUGUUUUGGUGGAGGCCGUAAUUUGUAAAUUUUUGAGUUGUGUAUACAACACCAUUCUUUUUCAAAAAUGGAAGAAAAAUGAGUUGGUCUUGACAGGGGUUCCAACGGAUUUGAAAUUCCUCCUGUCAUUGCUUUUUCAGGAAACAAUUAUGGCCAUUAACCUUUCAUGUGUAAGCUUUCAAUGGGACAUUUAUUAGACAUGAAAACAAAAAUCAGCUGGUGGUAUAGAAACUGGUGGAUUGUAGUGUCAUUAGCUUCUUUCACGGUUAAGUGCCCAUAUUUUGUUGUAUUUGUUUUCGAACUGUAGGGCUUAAGCCCUCGAAAUUGGAAGAAUGAUUUUUCUUAUUUUAA